GACGUGGAUCAGCGGUGCUCUGCCUCAACCGGCGGUCUCACCGAAGCUGAGCCGAGAAGACUCCACCACCAAGAAAAGGGAUGAUGGCUUGGAUCACCCAUGGUUUGGAGAAAGUUGUUCCCCAGCCGGAGCUGAACAAGAAAGAAACAGCUGAGCUGCCCAUCGAGGAGCACCAACCAGCAGCUGCAAAAGCUGCAGAGCCUCAGAUCACCACGGUGGAGGUGGCAUCAGAUCAAGAGGACCAAACCGACAACAGACCACUGCCACCCAGGAUGAUCGAGUGGAUUAAACAUGGUCUGGAGAACAUGGUUCCUCAGCCGGAGAGUCAUGUUCGCUCAAAGACAGAAAUCAACAAGAAGACUGAAGCUCCUGCUUCAACUAAAGCAGAAGCUCCGCCACCAAAACCUGCUCCAGCCACAAAACCUUCUGCUGACACUGAGAAGGUUUCUAAUGAAGCAGAGCAGCAGCCAAAUAUUAUGGGCUGGAUGGUCAGUGAGAUCGGACGCAUGUUGCCCCAGCCUGCACAGAAACAGGAGCCCGGCAGUGACGAGGUGCAGAACAGUAAGUACAACCUUUCCACAGCUCACACUAACGCAUGA
This is a messenger RNA of Perca flavescens (yellow perch), 599 nucleotides long. Its product is annotated as cyclic nucleotide-gated cation channel beta-1. The coding region runs from base 81 to 599 and encodes 172 amino acids. The record is from RefSeq and is a predicted model, not a curated record. The transcript is spliced from 9 exons. NCBI's taxonomy places the organism in Eukaryota, Metazoa, Chordata, Actinopteri, Perciformes, Percidae.